AUGGCACCAAACUCAGCAGCCUUAAAGUUCCUUCUUGUUGCAGGCAUUAUAAUAAGUCUAGCUAAUGCUGCCAAUGGGCUUUUAGAAACCGAUAUGACAUUCUACUUACAUGAUGUCUCAGAAGGUCAAAAUGCCACAUUCUUCCCAGUUGCAGGCAUUCCAGGCAAGCUUUGGUCAUCCACUCAAUUUGGAACCGUUUAUGUGCAUGAUGACCCCAUAACAGAGGGCCCUGAUCCAAAUUCAGCUCCAGUUGCACGAGCACAAGGCAUGCACGUUAUUGCAAGUUCCGAUGGAACUAGUUCACUUGUCAUGAUGUCUUUUGUGUUCACUAACGAGGCCUACAGUGGCAGCACUCUUCAGAUUUUUGGUACUAAUAGGCAGAACGAGGCCGUUAGAGAGGUUGCUGUGAUUGCUGGGACAGGGAAGUUUAGGUCUGCAAGUGGUUAUGCCAUGUUCCAGAAAUAUAUCGAUUUUCCUGAUGCCUACUCAGUUAUCCAAUGCUACAUUUCCAUACAUUAUAAUAUAUAA
This is a messenger RNA of Pistacia vera, 528 nucleotides long. RefSeq names its product dirigent protein 1-like. NCBI's taxonomy places the organism in Eukaryota, Viridiplantae, Streptophyta, Magnoliopsida, Sapindales, Anacardiaceae. The record is from RefSeq and is a predicted model, not a curated record. The coding region runs from base 1 to 528 and encodes 175 amino acids. The transcript has a single exon.